GCAGCAGGGCGGGAGCGGGCUCCCUGUAUGCCUCCGAGUACUUCUCCCAGAGCGCGCAGAAGCUGUCCUUCUACAGCUGGUACGGGAACGCCAAGCUCUUCCACUUCCGUGUACCAGAAGACACCGUGCUGCUUCGCUGGCUCCUGCAGGCGUCCCGGGGGAAAGGACCCGAGUGCACCAGCAUGGAGAUCGCCGUGCACUUUCGCUACGGAGCCCCUCCUGUGAUUAAUCCGCUGGGCACUCGUUUUCCCUCAAAUGCGACCGUCCGUCCUUCCUAUAACAUAAGCAUCACUCUGAGCAGUGCUGUGCAGAACACCACCUUUGUGAACGUCACCACGCCUGCCGCCGGAGACUGGUUCAUCGCUGCCCAUCUCCCUGAGGCUGCUGGCAGGAUUGAAGUGAAGGGUUUCUCCACUCCGUGCCCCUAUAUGUUCCAGGCUGACAUGUUUGUGCUCAGGCUCACCGAUAUACCUGUUCUGGAGCCUGGUGUUGCUAUGCCGCAAACCAUCGUCGCUCCUGCGAAGCCACUGCAUCUCAAGGUCUUCGUUCCCAAGCACGCCUCAGGGAUGCGGUUUGAGCUGCGCAGCUGCGUGACAAGCGAGCGAAAAGUGUGCGCUGUGCGGGUAGUGCUGGGCUCCAUCACGCUGCCCCAGUCCUUCCAGAGGAUCGUCACCUGCAUGGGGAACGUAAACUGCAGCCUGGCCCUGGACUCGCCCCCCUGGGAGAAGUGGCUGCAGAUCACGGUGGAUGGCCCUGCCAAUGCCACCGUGUCGGUGGAGGUCCUGGCUUCCUUCACAGCUUGCAGACCAGGAAGUACCAGUUCAUUCCUUAACUUCAGCAGCCUAAACCAGAGCCAAACUGGUCCCAGACCAGGUAGCACAGGAGCCGCAGGGAGCUCCGCGCUGUCUACAGGAGAGGCUUCACGCAACAUGUCCAACCAGAGGAGCUUCUGUCUGCAGAACCAGCCCGUUGUUCGUGAGGACCUGGACGUGGUGUCUGUGCGCUACAGGCUCUUGAACGGUCCCAGCGUGCCUGUGAACUCCCUCUCCCCGACCCUCCUCCUCCUCAACCUGAACACUGGCAUGGACAGCGGGGGUUCCCUCGUGGUCACUCUCCUGCUUAACAAGACCUCCGGGGGCCUGGCCAACGCCACCGUGGCAGCGUGCGUGAGUGCCGCGUCGCCGGUGCUGUCCCUCAACGCCACGCAGAACUGCAGCACAGCUUUUUUCCAGGGCUACCCUCUGAGCGUGAGCACGUCCUCCGCAGAGGCGAUGCUGAUUGUCCUGUACCCGCAGACGGAUGACUGGUUCCUCUCCCUGCAGCUCGUCUGCCCGAAGGGCCAGGGUGAAUGUAACGCUGCAGAAGCCAAAGUGACCGUCUUCGCAUACCUCACCCCCUGCUUCAACGACUGCGGGCCGUACGGGCAGUGCAGCCUCCUGAGAAGACACAGCUACCUCUAUGCUGGCUGCAGCUGUAAGGCUGGUUGGGGCGGGUGGAGCUGCACGGACGACACCAAGGCCCAGUCUGUCGGUGUGCAGAACCUGGCCACCCUCCUGCUCACCCUGAGCAACCUCAUGUUCCUGCCAGCCAUAGCGGUUGCUGUUUAUCGCUACUACCUGGUGGAGGCCUCCGUCUACACCUACACCAUGUUCUUCUCCACGUUCUACCACGCGUGUGACCAGCCAGGCGUCGCGGUGAUGUGCAUCAUGGACUACGACACACUACAGUACUGUGACUUUUUGGGCUCUGUGGUGUCCAUCUGGGUGACGAUCCUGUGCAUGUCCCGGGUGAAGAAGAUCCUGAAAUACGUCCUUUUCGUCUUGGGGACCCUGUUAAUUGCCAUGUCCCUGCAGCUGGACCGCAGAGGGGUGUGGAACAUGAUGGGUCCCUGCCUCUUUGCCCUCAUCAUCAUGAUCACGGCAUGGGUUUACCACGGAGUGAAGCGCAGACACUGCUACCCCUCCUCGUGGAAGCGCUGGGUUUUCUACCUCCUCCCAGGGAUCACCUUGGCUUUCAUUGCCAUCUCAGUAUACGCGUUCAUGGAAACCAAUGAGAACUAUUACUACACCCACAGCAUCUGGCACGUGCUGGUGGCUUGCAGCGUUGCUUUCCUGCUUCCUCCUCGGGACAAGCAUAAGAAGCCCUGGGCCUGGUCCCAGAAGCUCACUUGUCGCUAUCAGAUCUGCCAGAACGACCGUGAGGAGCUCUAUGCUGUGACCUGAACUGCCUGGCUCCUGGUCGCGGAGGUGGAGGGCUGGGGAGGUGGCUCUUCGCCUGGGCUGCCCCGCUCUCGCACGUCAGCAAUCCUCUUAGGUGCUCAUUCACUGCCCGGGAGGGUGCAGUACGGACUGGGGUUCAAGAUGAA
Messenger RNA from Phaethon lepturus (White-tailed tropicbird), 2365 nucleotides. RefSeq names its product transmembrane protein 8A (gene PGAP6). The transcript is spliced from 13 exons. The record is from RefSeq and is a predicted model, not a curated record. The annotation marks the transcript as partial. NCBI's taxonomy places the organism in Eukaryota, Metazoa, Chordata, Aves, Phaethontiformes, Phaethontidae. Gene Ontology annotation, cellular component: plasma membrane.